This is a messenger RNA of Tinamus guttatus (white-throated tinamou), 1832 nucleotides long. NCBI's taxonomy places the organism in Eukaryota, Metazoa, Chordata, Aves, Tinamiformes, Tinamidae. The record is from RefSeq and is a predicted model, not a curated record.
UUUCCUUUUGCUCAGGACCAGAAGGUGUGAAACACUUUGAUUUGGGAGAAACAGAUGAGAAAAAAUCACAAAUCAGUGCAGACAGUGGCGUCAGUUUGGCCUCAGGUUCUCAGAAGAGCGAUUUGGACUCUGUUCCCAGUGGAGGACCAGCAGUAAUGGUCCGAAGCACAAGCCAGGAUUCUGAAGUUAGCACAGUGGUUAGUAACAGCUCUGGAGAGACGUUAGGGGCAGACAGUGACUUAAGCAGCAAUGCUGGUGAUGGCCCGGGUGUGGAAAAUGGUGGCAAUCUGACAGGGUCGAGGGGUACUGUGUCAGACAGCGAAAUUGAGACAAACUCUGCUACGAGCUCUAUCUUUGCAAAGUCUCAUAAUCUGAAGCAGAGCACAAAGGAUAACAAAGGCAGUUCUCCAGGGAGAGGCCCAGAGGAUGGGAACCAGCGGGUCUAUCUCUAUGAAGGGCUUUUGGGUAGGGAUAAAGGAUCUGUCUGGGACCAAUUAGAGGAUGCUGCAAUGGAAACCUUCUCUAUGAGCAAAGAGCGCUCAACUUUGUGGGAUCAGAUGCAGUUCUGGGAAGAUGCCUUUUUGGAUGCUGUGAUGUUAGAGAGAGAAGGAAUGGGGAUGGACCAGGGACCCCAGGAGAUGAUUGACAGGUAUCUUUCCCUGGGAGAACACGAUCGAAAGCGUUUGGAGGAUGAUGAGGACCGCUUGUUGGCUACACUGUUGCAUAAUAUGAUUGCCUAUAUGCUUAUGAUCAAGGUGAACAAGAAUGAUAUUAGGAAAAAGGUACGUCGUCUGAUGGGAAAAUCACAUAUUGGAUUGGUGCACAGCCAGCAAAUAAAUGAUAUUCUAGAUAAGCUUGCCAAUCUGAGUGGCCGGGAGCUCUCUGUGAGACCCAGUGGCAGCCGCCACAUCAAGAAGCAGACUUUUGUAGUCCAUGCUGGGACAGACACAACAGGAGACAUAUUCUUCAUGGAAGUGUGUGACGACUGCAUUGUCCUCAGAAGUAACAUUGGAACUGUGUAUGAACGGUGGUGGUAUGAGAAACUCAUCAACAUGACUUACUGUCCCAAAACAAAAGUGCUGUGCCUCUGGAGGAGGAACGGCCAAGAGACACAACUGAACAAGUUCUACACCAAGAAGUGUCGGGAAUUAUACUACUGUGUAAAAGACAGUAUGGAGCGAGCAGCAGCAAGACAGCAAAGCAUUAAACCAGGCCCUGAGCUGGGUGGUGAGUUCCCUGUGCAAGAUAUGAAAACUGGUGAAGGAGGUCUUCUGCAGGUCACACUGGAAGGAAUUAACUUGAAAUUUAUGCACAGUCAGGAGCGGAAGGUUUUCAUAGAGCUGAAUCACAUUAAAAAGUGCAAUACUGUGCGAGGAGUCUUUGUCCUGGAGGAAUUUGUUCCUGAAACUAAAGAAGUGGUGAGCCACAAGUACAAGACGCCAAUGGCUCACGAGAUCUGCUACUCCGUGCUGUGUCUCUUCUCUUAUGUGGCUGCCAUACGUGGGAAAGAGGCAGAAAACAAAAGCAAACCACCUCGUCCAGUUUCCAGUUGAUCACAGUGUUUGCAGAAUAUCUACCCUCUGGCACAUUGGCGUGCACUACUCCCAUUUUUAUUCCUUUUCCUAGAUCUCACUCUACAGUCUUCUGUAAAAACUUGACUAUUUAUGUAUGAUCCUGCAAGUCUUGCCUCGUAGGAAAAUCUAAGACAUCACUGCUCAGUCUCCUUCUGAAUUCAUCUUAAUGGAAUUUUUAUGUGAGCUGUUAAUGGGACACAUGUGAGCAUCAGCAUCCAGCUAUGGGUGACUUAUUCUGACUGUUCCAAGGAAUCCUGU